GUGUGAUUAGGCCUGCCAGAGUGGUAAUGGAACAUAUCGAACUCGGCACAUCUAUAACUUAGCUAGUAUAUAACGUCACUUAUCAACUCAUCGCAAUUUGGCUUGUUCUUCUUGCCUCAUGGUAAACGUACCGACCUAAAGAUCGUGAGGGAUAAUAUCAUGAAUUUGGGAAUACUUCGAAUUCUAGACUACAUUUGAUGUCAUCAACAUACUAUCCAGUCAAAAUGUUUUCCAGAACUAUGCUCUUGAGCGUCUUCACCGCGCUCGUCGCCGGCGUUCCCUCUCCCCUAAUUCAAAGACAAGAUGCAUGUGCCGGCGACAAGUCCAUUGUGGGAUAUUGCAAAACCCUGUCAUACACAGACAGAACCGGUGCCUCUUCGACAUCAGCGCCAUCCUCUUCAGACUGUCAACAGACUUGCCGGGGCGUAUUGACGGAUGCAGGCUAUUGGGGCGUCGAUUUUCAUAACAGGCCUGCGGGUUAUCGCGACAACCUAUAUCUGGGGCCUUGCAAGUUCGGUGUCUCCCGGGAAACAGACGAAGACACCUCGCAGUUCUCGUUUUCGAUGCAUAACCAAGAUAUCGUGGACGUAAUCGACGAGGUCAUUAAGAGAUAUGCGGGCAAACAUAAUGGAAAGGUACGAGCGGAUGGUAAGAUGGAGUGUUCGGGCCAUGUAGUUCGUUGGUACGUUGGGUAGGUGGCCAGGAGGCCAUGGAAAUCCAAGCAUGAGCAAUGAAAAACGAUAGCGUUAAUACCAUGAUAUUUUUACGAGGCAGACAGUUAGAACGGCUUUCUGCCAACUCACUUAUCAUGUAUAGAGAAGAGGUAUGGCCUCCAGGCCUGGGGUGUUCGUGGGUUUCGCAAGGGCAAGUUACCUAGGUAGGUAGUUUGAAUGCAGAAGUGUUACUUAACAUACUGAGCUCAACCUCGUGGUUUUGUCAUCUUUGUGCGGCGUAUCACAAUAAUGAUUUUAAUUUGGAGUAAAUAUAAACUGCUUAAACUCUUUACUCUCAUGUACAUGGCUAAACGAUGAUACCAAGUUUCUAGCUCAGGAAUAGAUCUUGAAGGAACGAGCAUUCCAGCAUAGGGUCUUGAAAACUCAUAUCCA
Daldinia caldariorum is the source of this 1106-nucleotide messenger RNA. Its product is annotated as putative necrosis-inducing factor-domain-containing protein. The coding region runs from base 198 to 695 and encodes 165 amino acids. The transcript has a single exon. The record is from RefSeq and is a predicted model, not a curated record. Lineage: Eukaryota; Fungi; Ascomycota; Sordariomycetes; Xylariales; Hypoxylaceae.